GAGUCUAGUAUUAUACAGAAUAGCCCGAGCUGUAGAUAAAUCGUUUGGUUGGCUGUGUGUUUAGUUCCCCAGUCAACUCUGUAAUUCACGUGGUCACUACUAUAAUAGUAAACGUGAAAGCUCCGAAAACCUGUUAAUUCUUUUCCAUAAUCUUAAUCCAUCUUAAUCCAUUACUUGUGUAAUGGAUUUAGUUUCUGUAUCUAAAUUUCCAUUUAUUUUGAAGUACAAGGACAUCCGAUCUUGUUGUAAGAGCGAACCAACUCAAAACCAGACUGCUUCGGUUACAGUUGCCUUUAUUGCUAUUUUAUCGGCUUACUGAACUUGAAAAACCUACAGGAAAAGAACUAACUGGAUAUUAUCUCCUGCCGUAGCGUCCCUUUCUUUUCUUUUCUUAUCUUUGCUUUUUUCUUUUUUGUUUAAUAUAUUUCAAGCUUAUGCUUGGAAUAAUAAGCUUUAAUAUAAUUUUAUCCAACAAUAAUUCUUGUUGAUCAUAAGUCAACCCGGAUUUUUCGCUUUUUUGAUUCUUUUAGGCGUCUCGAAUGAUUUCUACUAAGAUAUUUUAUUGAAGUAAAAGAUAUUAUUUCAAGAAAAAUUGUUCACCUAUUGUAACAUAUUUUUUUAAUUUCAUGACUUGGGACAAUGGAUGGUAACUGGUUUCAAGGUCCCCCUUGCCCGAUUCGAAACUGUAAAUGCAUUUGGUAUUUCAAGAAUGAAGGUCAAACAGUCUGCAGGCGAGGUCACAUUCAACAUGGAAUGGAAAUAGCACAGGAUGAUGAACCUGGUUCAGGUGCUUUCUUCCAAACGAGAAAACGUAAGGUUGUUCGUAAACAAUUCGAUACAGCUGAUUCUGAGGAGCCUCUGUACGGAGCUGCUGGUCGCGAUUUGUAUUUUCAGGUUUACCAAACGAUUCUGCAAACUCAAUGUAGUGCUUUAGUCUCUGACUUGAAAUUCCCUCCGACUAUCGAGGGAUUAGUCCGUGAUUUAUGGGGACUAUAUCUAUCAUUUGCAUAUGAAUCAUUUUCUUCUAGUUAUGCAUCCUUGAAUAAGGACUUAUCGCUUCUUGAGGUCUCAGACUCAGAUUUGGAUAUGGAAGAUCCAGACACUCAAACUUCAAAUACGUCAGAAGCAAGCAAAAAUAUUCACAGAGACCAAAACUUAUCAUAUCCGAAAUUACUAUAUUCUCAAGCCUUUAUCUAUAUCUCUUGUCUCUUGCUACGCCUUCCCGUUACACUUCAUCAAAUCCGAAUGUGGAUUCGUGCAGACUUAUUGCCUUACUAUAAAGCUUUUAAAGUUAUUCCGCCACAAAUCAUAAAACGACUUCCUAUUAACUACGUUCGUAUGCUGGUUCCAUACCACUAUCCUUCCACCCAUCGUCUGCAGGGAGCCGUUUCAACUAUUCUUCAAAUACUCAUUCCAAGGUAUAGCAUACAACUUCCUCCAAUUAACGUAUCUCUGAUAUUAUUAGAUACUAUCAAGUUCUUUGUUUUUCCCGUAGAAUUAUUUCUUCCAGUCAUCCAACUAAUCAACUCGUUAAAUCUUCCCAUGUCUUUAGGAGAAGCACACAGACAAGCAGAAGCUUCAUUCAGCACUAAUGUUCAUUCAGAAUUUACUUCAGAAACUUCCACAAGUCCAGAGUUAAUGAUUCUCGCAGCACUAUUGGUUUCAGCAAACAUUUCAUAUGGAUUUGACAGACCAACAUCAGGCUUGUCUAGUGAGUCUGAAGACAGCAUGAUAAUUCCUGAUUGGGAAAAGUGGAUGAAAUCUGUUUUGAGUCUUCGAAAAACCAAGCGAGAGUCAUUUAUGGAAAUGGACGAAUAUUCAAUACAGUAUCUAGAUGAUAGAGAAAUCGAUGGUUACAUAGAUUGGUAUUUAAGGCAAUUUCUUGAUGACGGCAACCCAAAUCAGCUUCCACAGGGAAUGCUUGAUUUAUUUUCAAUUCCCUCAAAACGGACCGACACUGCUAAUCAAGCAGAAAACUCCGAUAGUUUCAAUGUGGACUUCGAUCACUUAAUCAAUACAGCUCGUUCGUUUAAGCUCGUGAAAACCAAUGAAGCGAAUCUUAGGUCAAUCCUUUUAAAAGAUGAACCAUAUUUGCCCAUGUUUUUACCUCGACCUGACCCAGAUAGUAUAUCUUCUCGUGUGGUUUCCGUGGUAGCAAAGCUAUAUGAUAUUAAACCAGCGAUGCUCAUAACUGCAGUACGGUUUGUGGAGCAACGGAUAAAGAAAUCAAAACAGAUCAUACAAUAAACUUAUAUUAAUCAUUCCCCUCAUCGUCAUUCAUUAAAUCCCAUAAAUAAUUUGAAUAAAAGAAAGGCGUAUACUUGUUGCUUAUUUGCACCGUUCGUAAAUCGUUUUUUGUAUCUAAAUUCGCG
Molecule: messenger RNA, 2372 nt
Organism: Schizosaccharomyces octosporus yFS286
Lineage: Eukaryota; Fungi; Ascomycota; Schizosaccharomycetes; Schizosaccharomycetales; Schizosaccharomycetaceae
Product: RNA polymerase I upstream activation factor complex subunit Rrn7
Exons: 2
Coding region: 640-2247 (535 amino acids)
Biological process (GO): nucleolar large rRNA transcription by RNA polymerase I; RNA polymerase I preinitiation complex assembly
Cellular component (GO): RNA polymerase transcription factor SL1 complex; RNA polymerase I core factor complex
Molecular function (GO): RNA polymerase I core promoter sequence-specific DNA binding
Source: RefSeq, a predicted model, not a curated record